UACAGGUGUAGCUGCCCCUGGAAGUGCCCCACGAUGGCUCCUUGGAGUGCACAGCAGACAGCAGCCUUUCUUAUCUCAAAGGAAAUAUUGCAGCCACCAAGUGCCCUCUGAGCCUGAGUAAAAGUUCCUCGUAAUUUUCGUCUUUUGGAAGAACUUGAAGAAGGUCAGAAGGGAGUAGGGGAUGGAACAGUUAGCUGGGGCCUUGAAGAUGAUGAAGAUAUGACACUUACAAGAUGGACAGGAAUGAUUAUUGGGCCUCCAAGAACAAUUUAUGAAAACAGAAUAUACAGCCUUAAAAUAGAAUGCGGGCCUAAGUAUCCAGAAGCACCUCCAUUUGUAAGAUUUGUAACAAAAAUUAAUAUGAAUGGAGUAAAUAGUUCUAAUGGAGUGGUGGACCCCAGAGCCAUAUCAGUCCUAGCAAAAUGGCAGAAUUCUUAUAGUAUCAAAGUUGUUCUGCAAGAGCUUCGGCGUCUAAUGAUGUCUAAAGAAAAUAUGAAACUUCCUCAGCCACCUGAAGGACAAUGUUACAGCAAUUAAUUAAAAAAAAAAAAACAAAAAAAACAAACAACAAAAACCAACAUGCCCCCCUUAUUCAAUUUAAGCUGUCUUCAUUUUCCACAGUAGUAAAUUUUCUAGAUGCAUCUUGUAGACCUCAAAAUACUGGAAAGGAAGUUCCCAUUCAAAGGAGGUUUUUCUUGAGAUACUGUAAAUGAUACUAAUUUUUUUUUCAUUUGAAAUAUAAGUUGUGCUAUAACAAAUAAUCCUGUCGUGUAACCACUGUCCACAUAGCUGAACUUCUGGUAUCAGGAAAAGUCUAUUUAAAUUUAUUACUGUCAAGACCAGUGUGGCACAUCCAACUUAACUGUGAAAGGAUCCAUCCCACAAUCACCUUGCUGUGUGUCUGGCCUGGGUUAUUUUUUUCUUUCUCUGUCUUUUGCAAUAGAGUCGAAGCUCAGGGCUAUUUAUUAGAGUAGACACAAAGGAUUUUGCUUCCAGUGCUACACUGGGCUGUAUGGACUACUACUGGGGAUGUGUGCUAACCUCAGUCAUCCCUCCCUUUGUGCUCGCUCUAGUAAAGGCUGAAUGUGACUGUGGUCGUUUUUGGGUUUUUAUUUUUUUUUUUUAAAUGCCCUGAUAAUCUGGGGCAAGCUUUCCUUCUUUCCUUUGGCCAAGGCAUAGAUUGUAUUUCUCUUCCUGGUCCCCCUCACCAGUGAUGUGGGCUUUGGGUGAGGGAUUCAGGGUUCUUUCAAUCUCUUCCCUCUUCCCCUCUUUUUAGUGGGGGUGCUGCUUUCUUUUUGCCCCUUUUGGUGACUCUUCUCGCCCCUGGCCCAGGGGUAAGUGUUGGGGCAAUAACUUGACCUGUUCCCUCUCGCUUAUCAUUUUGGUUUUGCAACAAAUUUAGUCUUCACCAGCCUGGAAAACAAGAGUAUCCGUUCUGCUCGCAAACUUGGAUUUUCCCUUCCCUCCAGCACUGCUGCCACUCCGCCAAGCUGGCCACGGCCGUGUUGUUAGAUAGGCUUUGACGUGGGGAAAAGAGCAGUAAUUUACCAGGAUUGCCCAAAUCUUCUGCUGCCAAACUUGAAUGGGGGAAACUCCGCACUUAAGAGAUUCUCAACACACUCCAGCCACACUCAAAUCGUUGUGUUUUGGUGCUUUGGAUUGACCCGAGAAUGUUAAUUAACAAAUUGUUGCACUUGCGUUUUGGCCCUUUUAAAGAUGUGACAACUACAGACAAAUCAAAUCCGUGUGGUAGAUUUUAGUAGUAUUCUGUAAGUCUUAGAAAUCUCUUCAGUGAAGAUUUUGGGGAAGUGUUGUACAGCAGAUUAAGGACCUUUACUGGCUUUGCAUCCUGGCAAAUCACUGCCUUUUCUGGUUUACUGUUUUGGACCACUAACUGCUGCAAUGUGGAUGCAAGCUUACAGAAACCAACCUAGUGUGUCCUAAGUUUUAUGAAAAAUUCAGUGUUUGUGUAAAAAAAAGAAUAAAAAAAAAAGGAAAAAAAGAAAAGAGUAAAAAUAAACACAUUUUAAAGCAGCAGCUGUCAAGUCAAUGAACAAUUGAUGUUUCCAUUAACUUUUGAGGAAAAUAUUAGUUGUAAGGAUUUAACAUCCUCUGUACUGAAAGUUUAACAUAACAGUAUUCCAUAAGCAGCCUUUUUAUUGUAUCAGACCAUUGCCUGAUUUUAAUAUAAUAAAAAGUGUGCAUUAAUAUUAGAAGGCUUUAAUUGUAUUUAUGUUUAGAGAUUUUGAUCCCUUAUGGAAUUCUUGAUUUGUUGGAAGUAUCUUCCUACAGAUCUCGUUUAGCUGACAGAAUGUAACCUGGUGGCGAAAGGCAAUUGUCUCUAUCCAGCUGCUGCUGCUGUGCCAAGGAGCAUCUGUACUUUUGGUUUAAACCUCAGGCUGCCCCAGCCUUGGCAGUUGGUAGGGUCAGGAUGUGCCAAGGAGCUGCCAGAGGGAGUUCCUGGCUCCGUGUGCUGUCAGUGCCGUGGCCUUGCUGUGCUGUUGUCUCCAGGAAAUCAAAUCCUCUACAGUUGCAUGUUAUGCUGUCUGUCAAGGUCAAGGGCUAUUUCACAACCCGAAGUUUUAAGUGGUUUCACUCAAAUAGCGAAGUGCAACAAGCUGAGCUUCUCUCCAAAUCUGGGUGAAAACAGAGCUGUGAAAUUUUGGCCUUUUCCAAGUGUAAAGUGUCUCCAUUUCAGAGGAUUUGCUGGAAGGUCCUGGUGCACUCACUGUAGUGUUGGGGUGAAACAAGGUUCUGCCUGGGUUGGGAAUGAAAAAGGGAAUGAUCUUUGUGAAACUCGCUGCUGGUUUCUGGCCUGGAGUGAAAACUGUUCCCUUCUGGGGCAGCCCAGAGGGUGUCUGUGAAGACAAUGUGACUAAUACUAUGUCAGUGUCAUGUGUGUGUGUUUAUUUAAAAUAGCUUCAUGUCAAAGAUGGUAAAUGGGCAUCAGAACAAUUACAGUGGAUAAUGACAGUGGGCUGCUUGCUUGUCUCUGGUUUUCAGAGUGUCCUUGCCCUGUUUGGGAGGUUGGUGCAUGUUUGGGGCCUCCCUGAACCUUCCUACUUCAAGUAAUGAUUUUUAAACCUUGCAAGUGUCUGGUUUGCUUUGCAAGGUGUACAAGUUAGAGCAUUGCAUCCUGGCUGGGAACUGUGCUGGCAAGAGUCACUUGACAGCAUCUGCCAUACAAAGUUGGUUUAAAAAAAAAAAACAAAACCCUGGUUCAUUGUGAAUGUUCUGUCCUGGGAGUUGUAUGCUUUGGACACGUCACUGCUCCCUUGCUGUUCCACUCAACUAGUUAGGGCUGGUGUGGAAAAAUAACACCCAGGGAAUGGAUUUGUGUGUGGUGGCUUUGUCAGGGGAUGUGACCUGCACCAUGGAAGUGACUGGUCAUCCCACAGCCCGGUGCUUGUUGGUGCUUUGGAAAUGAGGUGGGGAGACAAAACCGUGCUCUACCUGUGUUUGUGUGAACUCCAGCAGUGCAAAGGCAAAGUGUUUGGUUGAUCCCCCCUGACCUUCACUUUGUGUCCUGAACCAGUGUCUCUUUGGAGAAGGGUAUGAAGGGAUUAUAAGUAAAAUAAGCUGAUUGGCCAUAAAAUAAGUGCUGUUCCUUGGAGCAGGUGCUGGGGCUGGGCUGAGCAGGAGCUCACCUUGCACUGCCGCCAGCAGAGGGGCCGUGAGCCAUCCCUGUACUGAGGGUGCUGGACUCUCACCUGCCCGUGCUUCCCGGGGAUGUGGAGUGAGCCUCUGCCUCAGCUCAUCCUCGGAGACGGCAGAGGGAGCCAGAAAGCUUCCCAAGGCUGGGGCUGGCUCAGGCUGCUUGGUUUAAACGUUACGUCCUCUUGUGGGAACCACUUUUCAUAUUUAUCCGGAAUCAAUUUCAGUUUUAAAAGCCUGUUUAUCGUGACUGUCUCACUGUACAGGCAUUAACUUGCUGGGAGAAUACCAGCAGCUCAGUGAGAUCUUAAUUGUUAAUAAAGACUAAUGGUUGUUUGA
Messenger RNA from Pseudopipra pipra, 3993 nucleotides. It is a transcript of the gene UBE2V1, whose product is annotated as ubiquitin conjugating enzyme E2 V1. The transcript has 4 exons. NCBI's taxonomy places the organism in Eukaryota, Metazoa, Chordata, Aves, Passeriformes, Pipridae. The record is from RefSeq and is a predicted model, not a curated record. Gene Ontology annotation, cellular component: nucleus. The coding region runs from base 220 to 537 and encodes 105 amino acids. Gene Ontology annotation, biological process: DNA damage tolerance; protein K63-linked ubiquitination.